AUGAAUCUUUUCUGCAUUUCACUGGAGGGCUCUAUGGAUAACUUAUAUGAACCGAUCCCAGAGCAACAAGCUAACCAAGAGAGCAUCUCUCGUACAGCCGGUUCUCUCUCUCCCUUUGAAGAGAGUGAACAAGCACACAACAAUCUCUUCAUGGAAGUUUCUAAUUUGGAGAAUGCAAAACCAAAAAAAAGAAAGUCAUUCCGGAGAUUUAUGUCUGAAAAUAAAAUAUUUGAAGGAAAAACUGUGAAUGAUAAAAUCUGGCAGGAAACCAGCAAGCCUGAGAAUGAUUUCCACAUCAGAAGGCCCUGUCAGCUACAAGAUCAAAAUGAUGAUGAUUUUCUUUUGAGUAAUACCAUACAUACCCUUCAAGGAAAAAAAUUGCAAGGAACUUCCUAUCAGGUAACCUCUUAA
Messenger RNA from Lemur catta (Ring-tailed lemur), 411 nucleotides. RefSeq lists its product as uncharacterized. The record is from RefSeq and is a predicted model, not a curated record. Lineage: Eukaryota; Metazoa; Chordata; Mammalia; Primates; Lemuridae. Bases 1 to 411 code for a protein of 136 amino acids. The transcript has 7 exons.